AUGCUCCCAUCCACAGCGCCCUACCAACUACUACUACGACCUAGUAGUAACCGUGCCGCAUUGCGCCGGCUCCAACUCCAACACAUCGGUCUUCUUCCCCGCAGCAGCACAACAACAACAAUCACAACAGGAACAACAGCAGCAGCAUCAUUAUCCCUCCGAAAAUACGCCACGACACAAGGCGCCGCCCCGAAACGACGAAACGUGACUGUUCUCUCCGACGAUGGACGCUACGAGUGGGGAGAGUUGAGCGGGCGGGAGAAAGUCGCGAGGGCGACGCAGCAGUCGGUGAAUUUCGUGGUGAUUAUUGCGGGGGCUGUGUUGACGGGCGGAGUCUUCUACCUUCUCUUCACGGAGGUCUUUUCCCCGAAUAGCAAGACAUGGCAGUUUGAGAAGGCGGUGGAGCGCAUCAAGGAUGAUGCCCGGUGUACAGAUCUUCUAGGUGAUCGGAGGGAGAUCAAGGCGUAUGGGGAGAAUACGUGGAGUAGGUGGGCGAGGAAUAGGCCUAUUGCGACGUCCGUUUAUCAGGAUAGAUUGGGUCGCGAGCAUUUGAAGAUGAACUUUCAUGUCGAGGGUCCGCUUAAUUCCGGAACUGUGUUUGUGCACAUGAUGAAGCCGUUGAAUGAGCAUCACUGGGAAUAUCAGCUUCUUGCUUUGGAAGUGCCGGGACAUUCCCGGGUGGUGCUUGAAGAGGCGCGCGAGAAGCCUGGUGUUGGACAGGCGCUGAAGAUCUUUGGUAUCAAGUGGCGGUAG
This is a messenger RNA of Aspergillus tubingensis, 753 nucleotides long. It is a transcript of the gene tim21, whose product is annotated as protein tim21. Gene Ontology annotation, cellular component: TIM23 mitochondrial import inner membrane translocase complex. Bases 1 to 753 code for a protein of 250 amino acids. NCBI's taxonomy places the organism in Eukaryota, Fungi, Ascomycota, Eurotiomycetes, Eurotiales, Aspergillaceae. Gene Ontology annotation, biological process: protein import into mitochondrial matrix. The transcript has 5 exons. The record is from RefSeq and is a predicted model, not a curated record.